Messenger RNA from Oryza brachyantha (malo sina), 2325 nucleotides. RefSeq names its product ATP-dependent zinc metalloprotease FTSH 1, chloroplastic. The record is from RefSeq and is a predicted model, not a curated record. The transcript is spliced from 5 exons. Lineage: Eukaryota; Viridiplantae; Streptophyta; Magnoliopsida; Poales; Poaceae. Gene Ontology annotation, biological process: proteolysis. Gene Ontology annotation, cellular component: chloroplast thylakoid; membrane. Gene Ontology annotation, molecular function: metalloendopeptidase activity; ATP binding; ATP-dependent peptidase activity. The coding region runs from base 45 to 2102 and encodes 685 amino acids.
CUCCUCAUCACCACCACUCCACUCCGGCUCCGGCGGCAUCAACCAUGGCGCCGCCUUCCCUCUCCUCCGCCUCCCACCUCCUCAUCACCGCCUCCCUCCCCAAGCCCACCCCCUCCUCCCUCCGCCCGCCCCGCCUCCCCCACCCCAAGCCCCUCCCCGCCCUCCUCCUCGCCCUCGCCGCCUCCCCCACGCUCCCCGCCCUCGCCGACGCGCCCGCGCCACUCCCCGCCCCUGCCCCGACCCAGGAGCUCCAGCUCGACUCCCCCUCCCCGACCGCCAACCCCUUCUCCAACGCCCUCCUCACCGCCCCCAAGCCCACCGCCACCGACCUCCCUGAGGGCGCCCAGUGGCGCUACAGCGAGUUCCUCAGCGCCGUCAAGAGGGGCAAGGUCGAGCGCGUCAGGUUCUCCAAGGAUGGGGGCCUCCUCCAGCUCACCGCCGUCGACGGCCGCCGCGCCACCGUCGUUGUCCCCAACGACCCCGACCUCAUCGACAUCCUCGCCACCAACGGCGUCGACAUCUCCGUCGCCGAGGGCGACACCGCCGGCCCCGGCGGCUUCCUCGCCUUCGUAGGCAACCUCCUCUUCCCCUUCCUCGCCUUCGCUGGCCUCUUCUUCCUCUUCCGCCGCGCUCAGGGCGGCCCCGGCGCCGGCCCUGGUGGCCUCGGCGGGCCCAUGGACUUCGGCCGCUCCAAGAGCAAGUUCCAGGAGGUGCCCGAGACUGGCGUCACCUUCGUCGACGUGGCCGGCGCCGACCAGGCCAAGCUCGAGCUGCAGGAGGUCGUCGAUUUCCUCAAGAACCCCGACAAGUACACCGCGCUCGGGGCCAAGAUCCCCAAGGGAUGCCUCCUCGUUGGCCCGCCCGGCACGGGGAAGACGCUGCUGGCGCGUGCCGUCGCCGGGGAGGCCGGCGUGCCCUUCUUCUCCUGCGCCGCCUCGGAGUUCGUCGAGCUCUUCGUCGGUGUCGGCGCGUCCAGGGUGAGGGACCUGUUCGAGAAGGCCAAGGCCAAGGCGCCUUGCAUUGUGUUCAUCGAUGAGAUCGACGCCGUCGGGAGGCAGCGUGGUGCGGGGCUCGGAGGCGGAAACGAUGAGAGGGAGCAGACCAUCAACCAGCUCCUGACGGAGAUGGAUGGAUUUGCCGGCAACAGUGGUGUCAUUGUGCUCGCCGCCACAAACAGGCCCGAUGUGCUGGACGCCGCGCUUCUUCGGCCUGGGAGGUUCGAUCGGCAGGUCACCGUCGACCGCCCAGAUGUUGCUGGCCGCGUCAGGAUUCUUGAGGUUCACUCGAGAGGAAAGGCACUGGGGAAAGAUGUUGACUUUGAGAAAAUUGCUCGGAGAACCCCUGGUUUCACUGGAGCUGAUCUUCAAAACUUGAUGAAUGAAGCUGCUAUUCUUGCUGCUCGUCGUGAUCUGAAGGAGAUUAGCAAGGAUGAGAUCUCUGAUGCUUUAGAGAGGAUCAUUGCUGGGCCUGAGAAGAAAAAUGCUGUUGUCUCAGAAGAGAAGAAGAGACUUGUGGCUUACCAUGAGGCUGGUCAUGCCCUUGUUGGUGCCCUCAUGCCCGAAUAUGAUCCUGUUGCUAAGAUUUCCAUCAUUCCUCGUGGUCAAGCUGGUGGACUCACAUUCUUUGCUCCAAGCGAAGAAAGGCUUGAGUCAGGGUUGUAUAGCAGGAGCUACCUAGAGAACCAAAUGGCUGUAGCUCUUGGUGGAAGGGUUGCUGAAGAAGUGAUCUUUGGCCAAGAAAAUGUGACAACUGGGGCCUCUAACGACUUUAUGCAGGUUUCACGUGUUGCAAGACAGAUGGUUGAAAGAUUUGGAUUCAGCAAAAAGAUCGGACAAGUUGCAAUUGGUGGACCUGGUGGAAAUCCUUUCUUAGGCCAGCAGAUGUCGAGCCAGAAGGACUACUCGAUGGCCACCGCUGAUGUUGUGGACGCAGAGGUCAGGGAGCUCGUGGAGAAAGCCUACUCAAGAGCAACCCAGAUCAUCACGACACACAUCGACAUCCUCCACAAGCUUGCUCAGCUUCUGAUGGAGAAGGAAACGGUGGACGGGGAGGAGUUCAUGAGCCUGUUCAUUGACGGCCAGGCAGAGUUGUUCGUCGCUUAAAGUGCGUUUGAUGUAUACUCGUAUGUUUCCCUUGGGUGCUCAUACUCAGGGGAAAUGGAGAACGCAAUUUGUAGGAACCACAUCGAUUUAGGCGAGGUGUUUUUGCAUACUUGUAUAGUUCAUUGUAAAGAAUACAUACUGACAUUGAGCAAGUAAACUGUUGCUGCUUGCGAUUAUAGCACCACUGACUAAUCCAGAUUCCUCUCUACUCAUCUGCACUGAA